AAAGCUGUUUUAUUUACAAAAGUAAUGCCGGCUGUUUUAGAAUACCGUUCCCAGUUGUUUUAAGGUUUUUUUUUUUUUGGUCAUUUUUGGCUCUUUAUUUCUCGCCCAUUUCCGUGUGGUUUUUACACUACGGGUAUAAUGGCGAGCUCGGCUAACUCGAACCCAGUGCUUAAACUGUACAAGACUGUGAUUGAGGAUGUGAUCAAUGAGGUGCGAGAGUUGUUCCUUGAUGAGGGGGUGGAUGAGCAAGUGCUUCUCGAGCUGAAAACGCUAUGGGAGAGCAAACUGCUGCAGUCCAAGGCAGUGGAAGGCUUCCACACUGAGGAGCAGGCAGCCUUGCAGGCUGCACAGCAGCAGCAGCAGCAACAGCAGCAGCAGCAGCAGCAGCAGCAGCAACAACAACAACAACCAUCACAGCAGCAAGUUCAACAAGGGCAACAAAUGACACAGCCAGCACAGCCCCAGCAAGUCAUCUUGCCUCCCCAACAGCAACAAGCUCCCCAGCAGCAAGUUAUUGUACCAGAUUCCAAGAUUCUACAGCAUAUGACAACAACAGGGAUGAGUGCAGCAGCUACGCAAGCAGCUCUUGCUCUGCCGACGGGUGUCACACCCUACCCACAGCUUAUCACCAGCUCAGGUCAGUUUGUGCAAGUUUUGCGUGCACCCAACGGGGCUCAGUACAUCAUCCAGCAGCCACCGCAGUCAAUCCUCCUGCAACAACAAAUGCAACCUGGCUCAGUCCAGGCUCCAGUCAUACAGCAGGUCUUGGCUCCUCUACAAGGAGGCCUUCCUCAAAAUACAGGAGUCAUCAUUCAGCAGCCACAGAUCGUCCUAGCUCCCGGAAAUAAGGUCCAGGGCAACACACAGGUGACACAGGCUGCCGCGAUGGCACCUCAGCCCGGUCAGGCCGCACAGGUGCAGCAGGUUCAGCAGGCCCAGGGGGCAGUGCCACAAGCCCAGGUGCAGAGCCAGGCUCAACAGGCAGCCCCGGGUCAACCUCAGCCUCCCAUGAUGCUGCAGGUGGACGGCGCUGGAGACACCUCGUCAGAUGAAGACGAGGAUGAGGAAGAAGAGUAUGAUGAGGACCUGGAAGAGGAGAAAGACAAAGAUGGGGGAGAAGAUGGGCAGGUGGAAGAGGAGCCACUGAAUAGCGGCGAUGACGUCAGUGAUGAGGAAGACCAGGAGCUGUUUGACACUGAGAAUGUAGUUGUGUGUCAGUAUGACAAGAUUCACAGAAGUAAGAAUAAAUGGAAAUUUCACCUGAAGGACGGGAUCAUGAAUCUUAAUGGGAGAGACUACGUCUUCUCCAAAGCCAUCGGGGAUGCCGAAUGGUGAGCCCAGAAGACCAAGUGAAGUAACGGAAGCAGGAACUCUGUUACUACUCCUAUCCAGUUAAUGGACAAUAUCAAUAUCCUUCCAUAUCCUGCGACUGGAUUUGAUUGCAGGAAGUGUGUAAGGGUCUGACAAAGGACUGCAAGGUCUUCUACUACCAAUCGGAUGUCACUGGUUGGCAAUCGGCAAGCGAGCCUUGAGGGAUGAGAAACCAACAGCGAAAGGGAACACUAUUUGUUUCUCAGCCUAGCUUUGACCUGAAUGAAUUCCCACACAUCCUUUCACAUGACUGAGGACCUGUGUGUGCUGACGUUGAAAGUGUCUCAGUGCACUCCUAGUUGGUAGACAUCUUCAACUUGUCUACACUGAAGUCCAAAUUUAAGAUUGCUGCCUUCACGUCUGCCAAAAGUAAGUUUUGGCGUCACUUUUGUUUUCUUCAUUCUCUGAAUUUCUUUUUGAAGUCCUGUUUCUGAAAAAUAUUGGAGUUAAGCGUUUAAUCUGUCAGUUUUAAACUAUUAAUUUUAAAUUGAAGGGUUAUAACAAAGUUAAUGUUGAACUUAAAAUUAUUUAUACCUGCAUGAAGGCAUUAUUUUAAAUCUAACAAGCAAUGAUUCCAAACUUGUUUUAUUCGUUCCCCCUUAUCAGCUUUUCUGUAGCGUCAUUCCUCUAAGCAAAAUAGAAGCAGAGCCAUGGCUGAAGUUCGAACCGUUCUUUAAAUUGCGUUCUCUCUGUGUAUGCUUAAAGCAAUCAAGUUCAUUCACUUUGCCUGUGCGUUUGUCAACUGCAUCACUGAGCACCCCUUAAACCUCCCCUAAAGGUUGCCACCUUUUGCUGAACGCUGACGCUACUUUUUGUAUUUAUUCAUUGUAGUACAAGGUGUUUAGUUUUUUUUUUUAAAUCGGCACCAAACUGUGCUCUUACAAUCUAAAUAAGUGUUCCUUUUUUUCUGUUGGCUGAACAAAGAUUUGUGACAUUGUUCCUAAUCAUCUUGGAUGUCCCUUUGUGUUUUAGUCUGGAGUUUUAAACGGGCGCGUUUUCUAUUGAAAGAAUUACAAAUGGGGUUUGUUUUCUCUAAAAUGAUUUUAGUGACCUGUUGUUGAAAUUUGAAAUAAAGUACAGUGGUACCUCUACUUACGAAUGUCUCUAGUAAUGAAAAAUUCAGGUUAUGAAACACCUUCUGGGAAAUAAUGUCUCCAGUUACGAAGGAAAAUUCAGGAUAUGAAAAGCAAAAAUUAGGCAGUGGAUUCACAGCCCCAUAAUGCCACCAAACGUAAACAUCUUGUAUCGAGGUUUUGAAAGUGGCACGAUAGAGCUGCUCUCCCAUUGGCUAUCGCCGUAGCAUCUUCCUGGCAUCUCAUUGGUUAGGAAAGACAAUCUUACCCAUUAUGCUUUUCAUUUCUCUUGGACACUCGAUUGUGAAAACCCGUUCAACAAAGAUCGCCCAAAGAAAAAAAGAUGAGUUCCGCAGCUUUCGGCAAGAAUGGACAGAGAGAAGGUUCUGCUGUUUGUCUAAAUUAUAAUGACAAAAUUACAACAAUGAAAUACUCAAAUAUAAAGUGCCACUUUGACACGCGCCCUACUAUGUUUGCAUCAAAAUGUCCUGCGGGGGCAGCUGGAAGAAAGCAUGUCAAGAGCCUACUUUCCAGAGUCCAUUAGUCAGGAGCAAAUCCGUUUUUGGACCCAACAAGGUGAAUGGAAUUCAGAUAGCUUUGCUGGUGCUUUAUCAAUUGUGAGGAAUGGAAAGCCAUGGGGAGUAUGCCAAAAAAUUCGUACUUGAUGUUUCCAAAAAAACAUUUUGACAACUUUGCAUAAAGACAAGAUAAUCAAACAAAUAAAACACGUGCCUAUGUUGGCAAGAACUGUUCACCAUCGUAUCAUCAUGAUGGUAAAUCAAAUAGAAUUACGUUCACGAUGAACGGAUGGAAAUCUCAACGCCUGCAUGUUUAAUCUAACGAUGUAUGAAACCAUGCAGGACCAGAGGUCGCAUUAAUCUUAAGAAAUACUUCUGCCAAAAUUGGUUAACAACAGCGUAACACUGUUAUUUGAAAGAAUUCAGAGACUUAUUGUACUCUAAAAGUGUUGGGUGUCACAUAAAUGUGCAAAUACGGUAGUAUUUAGUUUUUAAAUAUUUAUGGCUCUUUUGAAAUUACAUUUUAAUAUGUUUGGGUUUCAUGGGUCUCUCAGUCAAAAAGGUUCCCGACCCCUGAUUUAGUGGAAUUAAAUUGUGCGCAUGCGUACAUUCGUACGUACAUACGUUUUCUCUCAGCCCUCAAAAUGUUUGCCUCCUCCUCCAUCCCCCACGAUUAUUUUUCCUUGUCACUCACCAUUCUCUCUGCAUUGUCGCCCAAUGUCAAAGAUAAAUGAACCCAGUUUUUUGUAUUAUUAUUUACAUUAUGUACUAUGAAUGCUUAUUUUUGGCGUGGGGCAUGAAACCGAUUAUGCUAUUUACAUGUUAAAAUGCGCUUCUACUUACGAAAAAAUUCACAUAACGAAACUACUUCCGGAAUGAAUUAAUUUCGUAAGUAGAGGUACCAGUGUACUUGUUUUGGGGGGAGAGCUGUUGAGUCAUCUGACUGGUUAGUGGUGUUCACACAUUUAUAUUGUUGAUAUACAUAAACCUUAAGAAGGAAGCAAGACAAUGUUCUUAUGUGUUCAUGUGAGCAACCUUGAUGUCUUUUGGCAUUAAAGCAGUGACAUUUUUUUUCUCCAGAAAUUCAAGUAAUUGAUUUUAUACAGUAGCUCUGUGUGAAUGAUGGCUCAUACAAGAGUCAUGGUCGUUCCCACAUACUGUACUUCAAUGGUGAGUGUGCCUUUUUUGAUUUGUACUCCUGCUUUUCUUGUACUUUGCAAGAAGGGUGUCUGAGAAAUGUCACCUUGGCUCUGUUGUGACUUCUAAUAGCUGUUGAAAUGUAUUGUUCAAUAAAAUGU
This is a messenger RNA of Syngnathoides biaculeatus (alligator pipefish), 4260 nucleotides long. It is a transcript of the gene gtf2a1, whose product is annotated as general transcription factor IIA, 1. NCBI's taxonomy places the organism in Eukaryota, Metazoa, Chordata, Actinopteri, Syngnathiformes, Syngnathidae. The record is from RefSeq and is a predicted model, not a curated record. The transcript is spliced from 10 exons. Gene Ontology annotation, biological process: transcription initiation at RNA polymerase II promoter; transcription by RNA polymerase II. Bases 139 to 1335 code for a protein of 398 amino acids. Gene Ontology annotation, cellular component: transcription factor TFIIA complex.